AUGGCCGACAUCACAAGUACCGCAAGUGACUACAAGGGCAUCGUCGGCCCCCUCCGCAAUCGCUGCGCACACUGCCUCUCUACUGGCCCAAAACUCCUUCGAUGCACUGGCUGCCUUGCCGUCCACUACUGCAGCCGUGAACACCAGGCUGCUCACUGGCCGCUGCAUAAAUCUACCUGUAUCAAGAUCAAGAAAGCGCGAACGAAGCUUGCCAAAGAAGAUGUUAAAGUCCGCAACGCCACGGAGGACUUCGUUACUCCUGCCAACGCCUUUGAAACGCAUGUCGGCCAUUUCUGGGGAGUCUUGAGCACACGCGACUAUAUGCGCGCACGGAUAGCGCUGGUCAUGAAGCUUCUUAUUCCGGGGACGUUGGGAAGCGUCAGCGAGGCCCUCGAGCACAUGCGCGAUAUGCUUCGACUGUGCCGCCGUGACAACAUGGGGCUGCGGGAGAUGGUACCGGCUGUGAUGCUACGGCUGGAUCUCGACCAGGAGUGCUAUGAUUUUGUGAAGUGGUGGGCCACGUGUGAUCCAGACGGCACCUACGACUGGGGCGAUAUGACCCUGCCGUAUCUCAACCUUCACGGUGCCGACGUCUUUGAGGAUCUAGGGUUUCUUCUCGGCGACUAUCCCGACUUGAAUCAUCUUGUUGCUAUUCUACUGCUCAAGAUGAAGCUCCUCGUCGACAUUCACAACCUAAAGAUCGCCCGCAGGAUCCUAUCUCGAAGCCACCUCCCUUUUGAGCUGCGGGAUAAGAUAGAGCUAGCCGUGGUACGGAGUCCCCUAUCCACGAAGCUCCAGAAAGAAGCCACUGAAUCUCUUUCCCAAACUGAAUCAACUCUCUUGAACCAUAUCCGUCGGCUUGGCGCUGCCAUAGUCGAGGCUAACGGCAAUUUCAUGUUCAAUCUCUUCGACCCUGACGAAGCACUCUGCUGCUGGCCAGAGGCAUACUCAACCGGUUCCUGGGAAGAAAUGGCCGUCGCCUUAAAGAAUUCAUAUGCUGUCUGGUGGGAGACUGAAGGUGUUUUGAGCCUCCUGAACGAUGCGCGCGCGUGCGCAGCGCGAGAUUCGGAGGAUGAGAUCAAGGACAUGAUUGAGGGCGAGAAGUUCAAGUCGGGGCCAGGCUCGUAUCCUUCAGCCAAGGAGCUGUUGGAGGAUGUGAGCGUGAACCGCAUCUGGGGUUACUUGGACUAUGCAGCUGAGAAUGCCUCCUACUUAGGGCCUUGGUCUGAGCGGCCUUCUGAGCAGCAUACGAGGGCAAACAAGGAAAGUUGGGCGAGAGCUGAGGAAGAGGAUGCGGAAUUUGACGACUUGCUUGAUGACGAUGCAUGGAGCGACGAAGAAAAUUAG
Messenger RNA from Trichoderma virens Gv29-8, 1347 nucleotides. RefSeq lists its product as uncharacterized. The transcript has a single exon. Lineage: Eukaryota; Fungi; Ascomycota; Sordariomycetes; Hypocreales; Hypocreaceae. The record is from RefSeq and is a predicted model, not a curated record. Bases 1 to 1347 code for a protein of 448 amino acids.